Molecule: messenger RNA, 1582 nt
Organism: Linum tenue
Lineage: Eukaryota; Viridiplantae; Streptophyta; Magnoliopsida; Malpighiales; Linaceae
Source: the annotation of a GenBank genome assembly
GAGAGCUCGCGCGUCUUCCCUUGAAUCAAAAUUGCCGAGGGCAGUGUCACAAUUCGAGUGAAAGGUUUAAUGAAGCAAAGCAUCUUUCUGGAAUCUCUUGACACUUUAAGUAGCAAUGAAGGAGACAGCGGAGAAUCCACCAUCGGAUGGAGAGGCGCGAGACAUGGAACGCGAGAAGGUGAUCCAUCGGAAUUGAUUGCAGAGUUUCUGGGCGAUGGGAAGGCCAAAAAAGGGUGGGAAGACAAAGCCUUCCAAAAGGCCAGUGGAGGAACCAGAAAGGUCAGCCCAUGUAGAGAAUGUCGAAGUGGUUACUCAGGAAAGUGAAACCAUAUGCCAGAAACUCAGCAGGCAGAAAGGAAGGGUGAACAACAAGUGAAUGAGCUUGAGAAUGAAGAAGUUCAUCCCCCGAAUGAUGACAUAGCUUUUGAAGAGGAUGCAAACCUAAGCCAGGGGUAUCAUUCUACUGCGGGAUGUUCUUCGGCUCAGAAGAAGAAAGGCAGAGGUCCUGGAAUAGGGGUGAAGUCGGGCCAUGGUAUUCACCUUGAGAUACAUGACAACAGGAUCGUCACACCACACGCUGCCCAUGAACUCACUGCCAUCUUCAAAAGGAGCAUCACUGGACCAUGGAUAAGGUUCUCAGAGUACCCUACUUCUGCUUUGCCGACCGUGAAUGCUCGUUUCAGGGAAUCUGGGUUCACAUGCUCUCUGCCAGGGGAAGAACUCAAUGUUCAUCACAAGGAACAUAUCAAGAGGAACUUUUCCCAGUGGAUGUAUGGGUUCCGUAACCGAAGCACCAGUGAUAAGAACAAAGCCAAUCGUGAGAAGUCUGAGAUCACUGGUACUGGCGGAUUUGUUCCCAUGGCAAAGUUUAGGCUUGAUCAGAUCAAAAAGACUGGAAAAGAACCAGAUCCUAUAGAGACAUUUAAGAAGUUCCAUGUUAAGAAGGCCAAUGGUGAAUUCACCACCCCAAAAGCUCAGACCAUACAUGCUGAAUUGAAGAAUAAGGAAGCUGAGAAGUUCAGUCAAGGGGAAGAGGUGAACCAGUUUGCGAUUUAUGGUGAGGGCUGCAGCAAAAUGUGUGAAGAGGACCGAAGGCAAGAGAAGGUGAAGAAUGAUGAGAUGAUAAGCAUGCUGAAAGAAGAGCUAGUGCAGGUGAAGAAUGGAAUUCCUCAGAUUGUCGAGGACACCUUGAAGAGGCUAGGAGUUACUUUGGUAGAGUCCUCAAUGGCUGGAGACAAGGGGGUGAAUGAUGAAGAUGAAGAUGGAGACGAGGAAGUGAAUGAUGAAGAUGCGGACGGUAUUGACGAUGAGAACAGCUCCCCCUGAUGAUGAUGAUUACUAAGUUUGCAGCGCUAGGAAGAAGGGAGCAGUAGGAACUUUGUAAGUUCCAAUUUUCAAUCGGAAGUUUGCAGCUAGGAAGAAGGCAGUCUUAGGAACUUUGCAAGUUCCAUUUUUCAAUCGGAUUAUGUUUAUGUUAGGUUUUGUUUUGUUAAGUGUUUGGUUGUUUUGUUAUAUGUUUGAACAAGUGUUGAAGGUGGUCUCUGUUUAAGACAAUUUUGGUGGUUAUGCCACCUAAUUUUAU